Aspergillus bombycis is the source of this 384-nucleotide messenger RNA. RefSeq names its product GFA family protein. Lineage: Eukaryota; Fungi; Ascomycota; Eurotiomycetes; Eurotiales; Aspergillaceae. The transcript is spliced from 2 exons. The record is from RefSeq and is a predicted model, not a curated record. Bases 1 to 384 code for a protein of 127 amino acids. Gene Ontology annotation, molecular function: carbon-sulfur lyase activity.
AUGCCAACCGGAUCCUGUCUCUGCCAAACGGUCAAAUACGAGUAUGAUGUGGAACCCGUCUUAAAGCUCAGCAGUGGCAGCUCGGCGAACCUAUUGAUUCCCGGAAGCCAUUUCCGAAUCACAUCUGGUACCCCCAAAACUUACUCCAUGAUCCAUGAGAGCGGGAUGCACUUGACGACACAUUUCUGUGAGAACUGUGGAAGCUUGCUAUACAAGACGGGCGAUCGCGAGGAGUUCAAAGGAUCGGUCAUUGUUUUGGCUGGGACGUUGGAUGAUGCGGAAGUUUUUGAGAAGGCGAAGCCGGACGCGGAGCUUUUUGUUAAGCAUCGGGUGGGAUGGUGGCCUGGCUUGGACUUUGCGAAGCAGAUGAAUAAUUUUGACUAG